This is a messenger RNA of Cladocopium goreaui, 1184 nucleotides long. The record is from the annotation of a GenBank genome assembly. Lineage: Eukaryota; Dinophyceae; Suessiales; Symbiodiniaceae.
AUGAAGAGCGUGCUCCUCAGCAUUUCCUUGGUCGAGUCUCAAACUUCUGCGAGCCCAAUUCUGAUGCGCUUGCCAGCUGCUUCAGCUGCUUCAGCUGCUUCAGCUGCUUCCUUGGAAGAAUUAUUGGAAGUGACUCCAAAGCACAGCCAGGGCUGUCAUGAACGCCUGAGAAUUGAAGCUCUUUUGGGUGCACAUCUAAAUUGCCUUGCCAAAUGCCGUUUAGAACUGGGCCGACUUCUGCACACAAAACUUGCAGAAUGCGUCAUCUUGCUGCUGGUGACAAUGGAACUGUGCAUGAUUUGCAUAGAAGUUGGCGUUGAAACCAAAGUCCUUUGCUUGUUCCAUGUAAAAACAACUGACGAGAUGGUGCUGAGACAUUUGGAUCAUGCUUUCAUUUGCGAAACAGCAGAAGGAGAGAGGACCGCUCUGUUCUUAGAGAGCAUCGAAGCUGUUUCAAAGAUUAUUGUUGUCUUUUUUGCCCUUGAAAUGCUGUUGAAGCUUGCAGUUGCACCGUGUCAAGUCAUGCAAAAUCCCUGGCACUUUCUGGACUGCAGUGUGGUUGCCUUGAAUGUAUUCUUCGCAUUUGUGCUGAACCAAGAGGGAUGCAGAGAGCAUGCAACACUUUUGCUUCGAUGGUGGCGCACGAUAAAGUUUUUGAAGCUAGUUGAAGAGGAGGUAGACUUGGUCGAGGAGUAUAUCAAGAAGAAGUUCAGAAAUGACUUGGGCAAAGGCAGUCACGAAGGACAUCAUCCUUAUUACAAGCAAGACGAAGCACAGGACAGAACACAAAUCCAUUCCGAUAUUGCUUGGAAGAAAAGCAAACAAUGUGAGGUAAGCUCCUCACCUGGACAACUCAGUUACUCGUUUUCCUUCACUCAAUAUGCCAAGAAAGGCACACAGAUUGGAGCCGGUCUUGGAACCAUCAUUGGGACAACAAUUGGAGCUGGCCUGGGGGUCCUUCCUGCACUCUUCACCUUUGGAAUUUCCAUCCCGGUCUUUGCAGCGGUUGGUGGCGGAACUGGUCUUGUUCUGGGAAGUACUGUUGGAGCUGCUGCCGGCUUUGCAGGUGGAUGGGCAACUCAACGCCUCAAAGCCGACUAAGUUUGACUUCCCUCGUCAAUGUUCGCAAAGUGAUCGAUUAGAGUAGCAAAAACAGAUUUUCUUCAACCCUUCUCACAUUGUGC